Molecule: messenger RNA, 10261 nt
Organism: Physeter macrocephalus (sperm whale)
Lineage: Eukaryota; Metazoa; Chordata; Mammalia; Artiodactyla; Physeteridae
Gene: UBR4
Product: ubiquitin protein ligase E3 component n-recognin 4
Exons: 66
Coding region: 34-9606 (3190 amino acids)
Biological process (GO): ubiquitin-dependent protein catabolic process
Cellular component (GO): nucleoplasm; centrosome; membrane
Molecular function (GO): zinc ion binding; protein binding; ubiquitin-protein transferase activity
Source: RefSeq, a predicted model, not a curated record
CCUCCGGAGGGAGCCGCAGUAGUACGACGGAAGAUGGCGACGAGCGGCGGCGAAGAGGCGGCGGCUGCGGCGCCGGCGCCCGCGGCCCCGGCAACGGAGGCAGACACGACCCCGGGCUGGGAGGUGGCGGUGCGGCCCCUGCUAUCCGCGUCCUAUUCCGCCUUCGAGAUGAAAGAGUUGCCGCAGCUGGUGGCCUCAGUCAUCGAGAGUGAAUCAGAAAUCCUGCACCACGAGAAGCAGUAUGAGCCAUUCUACUCAUCUUUUGUUGCACUUUCCACACACUAUAUCACAACAGUUUGUAGCCUCAUUCCCCGAAACCAACUUCAGUCUGUGGCAGCAGCCUGUAAAGUCCUGAUUGAGUUUUCUCUCCUGCGUCUGGAGAAUCCAGAUGAGGCUUGCGCUGUGUCCCAGAAACACUUGAUUCUCCUCAUCAAGGGCCUGUGCACUGGCUGUAGCCGAUUAGACAGAACUGAAAUUAUCACAUUUACAGCAAUGAUGAAAUCGGCCAAGCUGCCACAAACAGUGAAGACACUGUCGGAUGUGGAAGAUCAGAAAGAGCUGGCUGCACCAGUAAGCCCAGAGCUGAAGCAGAAGGAGGUCCAGAUGAAUUUUUUGAACCAGCUGACAUCAGUUUUUAACCCUAGAACUGUAGCAUCAUCACCCGUAGGUCCACAGACUCCGGCGGAAGGAGAAAAUGAUGAGCAGUCAUCCACAGAUCAAGCCUCUGCUAUCAAAACCAAGAAUGUGUUCAUAGCUCAGAAUGUGGCUAGUCUUCAGGAGCUUGGUGGCUCAGAGAAGCUACUGCGUGUGUGUUUGAACCUGCCCUAUUUCCUACGCUACAUCAAUCGGUUUCAAGAUGCAGUGUUGGCCAAUUCCUUCUUCAUCAUGCCUGCAACAGUAGCAGAUGCCACUGCUGUUCGUAAUGGUUUUCAUUCACUGGUGAUUGAUGUAACCAUGGCAUUGGAUACCCUUUCUCUACCUGUUUUGGAACCUCUCACUCCUUCUCGUCUGCAAGAUGUGACAGUCCUCAGCCUAAGUUGUUUGUAUGCAGGUGUGAGUGUGGCAACUUGCAUGGCCAUCCUUCAUGUGGGUAGUGCCCAGCAAGUGCGGACAGGGUCCACGAGCUCCAAAGAGGACGACUAUGAGAGUGAUGCAGCUACAAUUGUCCAAAAAUGUCUCGAAAUCUAUGACAUGAUUGGACAAGCAAUCAGCAAUUCCCGCCGGGCUGGUGGUGAGCACUAUCAGAACUUCCAGUUGCUGGGUGCCUGGUGUUUGUUAAACAGCCUUUUCCUCAUAUUGAACCUCAGUCCUACUGCCUUGGCUGAUAAGGGGAAAGAGAAAGAUCCGCUGGCUGCUCUCCGGGUCAGAGACAUCCUUUCUCGUACGAAGGAGGGAGUGGGCUCUCCAAAGCUGGGGCCUGGAAAAGGGCAUCAGGGAUUUGGGGUGCUCUCAGUAAUAUUGGCAAACCAUGCUGUCAAGCUGUUGACGUCUCUCUUUCAAGACCUGCAAGUGGAGGCUCUGCACAAGGGUUGGGAGGCAGAUGGUCCCCCUGCUGUCCUGAGCAUUAUGGCCCAGAGUACCUCCAUACAGAGGAUUCAACGGCUGAUAGACUCUGUCCCACUGACAAACCUGCUGUUGACAUUACUCUCAACUUCCUACAGAAAGGCAUGUGUCCUGCAGCGUCAGAGGAAGGGCUCCAUGAGCAGCGAUGCCAGCGCCUCUACUGACUCAAACACCUACUAUGAGGAUGAUUUCAGCAGCACGGAGGAGGACAGCAGCCAAGAUGAUGACAGUGAGCCUAUUCUGGGGCAGUGGUUUGAAGAGACCAUCUCCCCCAGUAAAGAGAAAGUGGCACCUCCGCCUCCUCCCCCACCCCCUCCGCUGGAGAGCUCACCUCGAGUUAAAAGCCCCAGUAAGCAGGCCUCUGGUGAGAAGGGCAACAUUUUGGCUAGUCGCAAAGAUCCUGAGUUGUUCUUAGGUCUGGCUUCCAACAUUUUGAACUUCAUCACCUCUUCCAUGCUGAACUCUCGGAAUAAUUUUAUCCGAAACUAUCUGAGUGUGUCUCUUUCAGAACACCAUAUGGCCACCCUGGCCAGUAUCAUUAAGGAGGUGGACAAAGAUGGACUCAAGGGUGCAUCAGAUGAAGAGUUUGCUGCCGCUCUCUAUCACUUCAACCACUCUCUGGUAACUUCUGACCUUCAGUCACCUAACCUGCAGAAUACACUGUUGCAGCAGCUGGGAGUGGCUCCUUUUUCUGAGGGCCCUUGGCCCUUGUACAUUCAUCCUCAAAGCCUGUCUGUGCUUUCACGCCUCCUGCUCAUCUGGCAACAUAAAGCCGGUACUCAAGGUGACCCUGACGUCCCUGAAUGCCUUAAAGUUUGGGACAGGUUUUUGUCAACAGUGAAGCAGAAUGCCCUGCAAGGGGUGGUGCCCGGUGAGACGGAAGAUUUGAAUGUAGAACACCUGCAGCUGCUCCUCCUCAUUUUCCACAACUUCUCUGAGAAAGGCCGGCGGGACAUGUUGACCCUUUUGGUGCAGAUCAUCCAGGAGUUGAGUGCCAACAUGGAUGCCCAGACGCGCUCUGUGCCUCUCAUCCUGGCUCGCCUGCUUUUGAUCUUUGAUUAUCUGCUUCAUCAGUACUCCAAAGCCCCUGUGUAUCUGUUUGAGCAGGUGCAGCAUAACCUGCUCGGUCCUCCUUUUGGGUGGGUGAAUGGAUCCCAGGACAGCAGCAGCCGCCGGGCGACCACCCCUCUCUAUCAUGGGUUCAAAGAAGUAGAAGAAAACUGGUCUAAGCAUUUUUCAUCAGAUGCUGUCCCACAACUCAGAUUCUACUGUGUCCUGUCCCCAGAAGCCUCAGAGGAUGAUUUGAACCGACUUGAUUCUGUGGCAUGUGAUGUUCUUUACUCCAAGCUUGUCAAGUAUGAUGAGCUCUACAUUGCACUGACAUCGCUACUGGCAGCUGGAUCCCAGCUUGAUACAGUCAGGAGAAAGGAAAACAAGAAUGUAACAGCCCUGGAGGCCUGUGCCCUUCAAUAUUACUUCUUGAUACUAUGGAGGAUUCUAGGGAUUUUGCCACCAUCAAAGACUUACAUGAACCAGCUGGCCAUGAACUCGCCAGAGAUGAGUGAAUGUGACAUCCUACACACUCUGCGGUGGUCUUCCCGCCUCCGGAUCAGCUCCUAUGUCAACUGGAUAAAGGACCACCUUAUCAAACAGGGAAUGAAGGCUGAACAUGCUGGUUCUCUCCUAGAACUGGCAUCCAGCAAGUGCAGCUCAGUGAAAUACGAUGUUGAAAUUGUAGAGGAAUACUUUGCUCGACAGAUCUCGUCCUUCUGUAGCAUCGACUGUACCACCAUCUUGCAGCUCCAUGAAGUUCCCAGUCUGCAGUCCAUCUACACCCUCGAUGCUGCUAUCUCGAAGGUCCAGGUCUCUCUGGAUGAACAUUUUUCUAAGAUGGCUGCCGAGACCGAUCCUCAUAAGUCAUCUGAGAUCACCAAGAACCUGCUUCCAGCCACACUGCAACUCAUUGACACCUACGCGUCAUUCACUAGAGCCUAUUUGCUGCAGAACUUUAAUGAAGAGGGAUCCACUGAAAAACCUUCCCAGGAGAAAUUGCACGGCUUUGCUGCUGUUUUGGCUAUUGGCUCUAGUAGGUGCAAGGCGAACACUCUGGGUCCAACACUGGUUCAGAAUUUACCAUCUUCGGUGCAGGCUGUGUGUGAAUCCUGGAACAACAUCAACACCAAUGAGUUUCCAAACAUUGGAUCCUGGCGCAAUGCCUUUGCCAAUGACACCAUCCCUUCUGAGAGUUACAUCAGUGCUGUGCAGGCCGCUCACCUGGGGACUCUUUGUGGCCAGAGUCUGCCCCUGGCUGCUUCCCUGAAGCACACCCUCCUCUCCCUGGUCAGGUUGACCGGAGAUCUUAUAGUUUGGUCCGACGAGAUGAACCCACCACAGGUAAUUCGGACCCUGCUUCCCCUUCUUCUGGAGUCGAGCACUGAGAGUGUCGCUGAGAUCAGUAGCAACUCUCUGGAGCGCAUCCUGGGCCCUGCAGAGUCUGAUGAGUUCUUGGCUCGCGUUUAUGAGAAACUAAUCACUGGCUGUUACAACAUUCUGGCUAAUCAUGCAGAUCCCAAUAGUGGACUGGAUGAAUCCAUCUUAGAGGAAUGUCUCCAAUAUUUGGAAAAGCAACUGGAAAGCAGCCAGGCUCGUAAAGCUAUGGAGGAAUUUUUCUCUGACAGUGGAGAACUUGUGCAGAUCAUGAUGGCAACAGCCAAUGAGAACCUCUCUGCUAAAUUCUGUAACCGAGUUUUGAAAUUCUUCACCAAACUCUUCCAGCUGACUGAGAAGAGCCCUAACCCGAGCCUUCUGCAUCUCUGUGGUUCCCUGGCACAGCUGGCUUGUGUGGAGCCCGUGCGUCUCCAGGCCUGGCUCACCCGCAUGACUGCAUCGCCCCCCAAAGAUUCCGAUCAGCUGGAUGUGAUCCAGGAGAACAGGCAGCUGCUACAGUUGUUGACCACGUACAUUGUUCGGGAAAACAGCCAAGUCGGGGAAGGUGUGUGUGCUGUGCUGUUGGGCACCCUGAUCCCCAUGGCAACAGAGAUGCUGGCCAACGGUGAUGGGACUGGUUUCCCUGAACUCAUGGUUGUGAUGGCUACCCUGGCCAGUGCAGGUCAAGGUGCUGGCCAUCUUCAGCUUCAUAAUGCUGCUGUGGACUGGCUGAGUAGAUGCAAGAAAUACCUGUCACAGAAGAAUGUGGUUGAAAAACUGAAUGCUAAUGUAAUGCAUGGAAAGCAUGUGAUAGUCCUGGAGUGCACCUGCCAUAUUAUGUCUUACUUGGCUGAUGUCACCAAUGCCCUGAGCCAGAGUAACGGUCAAGGCCCAAGUCACCUCUCAGUGGAUGGGGAAGAGCGGGCCAUUGAAGUGGACUCAGACUGGGUGGAGGAGCUGGCAGUGGAAGAGGAAGACUCCCAGGCUGAGGAUUCAGAUGAAGAUUCUCUUUGCAAUAAAUUGUGCACUUUUACCAUCACUCAGAAAGAAUUCAUGAACCAGCAUUGGUACCACUGUCACACCUGCAAAAUGGUUGAUGGGGUGGGUGUGUGCACAGUAUGUGCCAAGGUGUGCCACAAGGAUCAUGAGAUUUCCUAUGCCAAGUAUGGAUCCUUCUUCUGUGACUGUGGAGCCAAGGAAGAUGGCAGCUGUCUGGCUCUAGUGAAGCGAACUCCCAGCAGCGGCAUGAGCUCCACCAUGAAGGAGUCAGCAUUUCAGAGUGAACCCAGAGUUUCAGAGAGUCUCGUGCGCCACACCAGCACCUCCCCGGCUGACAAGGCCAAAGUCACCAUCAGCGACGGAAAGGUUGCUGAUGAAGAGAAGCCCAAGAAGAGCAGCCUGUGCCGCACAGUGGAGGGCUGCCGGGAGGAGCUGCAGAACCAGGCCAAUUUCUCCUUCGCUCCUCUCGUGUUAGACAUGCUCAGUUUCCUCAUGGAUGCCAUUCAGACCAACUUUCAGCAGGCUUCAGCUGUGGGGAGCAGCAGCCGGGCUCAGCAGGCCCUCCGGGAGCUGCACACAGUGGACAAGGUGGUUGAGAUGACAGACCAGCUGAUGGUUCCCACAUUAGGUUCCCAGGAAGGUGCCUUUGAGAAUGUUCGAAUGAACUACAGCGGAGACCAGGGCCAGACUAUUCGACAGUUAAUCAGCGCCCAUGUGCUCAGGAGGGUGGCUAUGUGUGUGCUCUCCUCCCCUCAUGGGCGCCGCCAGCAUUUGGCUGUCAGCCAUGAGAAAGGCAAGAUCACUGUCCUGCAGCUCUCAGCUCUCCUGAAGCAAGCAGAUUCCAGCAAAAGGAAGCUGACUCUGACCCGCCUGGCUUCUGCCCCAGUCCCCUUUACUGUGCUGAGCCUCACGGGGAAUCCGUGCAAGGAGGACUACCUUGCUGUUUGUGGGCUGAAGGACUGCCAUGUGCUGACCUUCAGUAGCUCAGGCUCUGUGUCGGAUCAUUUGGUUUUGCACCCCCAGUUGGCAACAGGGAACUUCAUCAUCAAAGCCGUGUGGUUACCUGGUUCACAGACUGAGCUAGCGAUCGUCACUGCAGAUUUUGUCAAGAUUUAUGACCUGUCCGUUGAUGCCUUGAGUCCAACCUUCUACUUUCUCCUGCCCAGCUCAAAGAUAAGAGAUGUUACCUUCCUCUUCAAUGAAGAGGGAAAGAACAUCAUUGUUAUAAUGUCUUCGGCUGGGUACAUCUAUACCCAGCUCAUGGAAGAGGCCAGCAGUGCCCAGCAGGGACCCUUCUAUGUCACUAAUGUGCUGGAAAUAAACCACGAGGACCUGAAGGACAGUAACAGCCAGGUGGCAGGUGGCGGUGUGUCUGUCUACUACUCGCACGUGUUGCAGAUGCUGUUCUUCAGCUACUGUCAGGGCAGGUCGUUUGCAGCCACCAUCAGCAGGACGACGCUGGAGGUGUUGCAGCUCUUCUCCAUCAACAUCAGAAGUUCCAAUGGUGGCAGUAAGACGUCUCCCGCCCUUUGCCAGUGGUCUGAGGUGAUGAACCACCCUGGCUUGGUGUGUUGUGUCCAGCAAACUACAGGAGUGCCCCUGGUGGUUAUGGUGAAACCAGACACUUUCCUCAUCCAGGAGAUUAAGACUCUUCCUGCCAAAGCAAAGAUCCAGGACAUGGUCGCCAUCAGGCACACAGCCUGCAGCGAGCAGCAGCGGACAACGAUGAUCUUGCUGUGUGAGGACGGCAGCCUGCGCAUCUACAUGGCCAACGUGGAGAGCACCUCCUACUGGCUUCAGCCCUCCCUACAGCCCAGCAGUGUCAUCAGCAUAAUGAAGCCAGUUCGAAAGCGCAAAACAGCUACCGUCACGACUCGCACAUCUAGCCAAGUGACCUUCCCCAUUGACUUCUUUGAGCACAACCAGCAGCUGACAGAUGUGGAGUUUGGUGGUAACGACCUCCUGCAGGUCUACAACGCACAACAGAUAAAGCACCGGCUGAAUUCCACUGGCAUGUAUGUGGCCAACACCAAGCCUGGUGGCUUCACCAUUGAGAUCAGUAACAACAACAGCACUAUGGUGAUGACAGGCAUGCGGAUCCAGAUUGGGACCCAGGCAAUUGAACGGGCCCCAUCAUACAUUGAGAUCUUUGGCAGAACCAUGCAGCUUAACCUGAGUCGCUCACGCUGGUUUGACUUCCCCUUCACCAGGGAAGAAGCCCUGCAGGCCGAUAAGAAGCUGAACCUCUUCAUUGGGGCCUCGGUGGAUCCAGCAGGUGUCACCAUGAUCGAUGCUGUAAAAGUCUAUGGCAAGACUAAGGAGCAGUUUGGCUGGCCUGAUGAGCCCCCGGAAGAAUUCCCUUCUGCCUCCGUCAGCAACAUCUGUCCUUCAAACCUGAGCCAGAGCAAUGGCACUGGAGACAGUGACUCAGCUGCCCCUACCACCACAAGUGGAACUGUCCUGGAGAGUUCUGAAACUGAGUCCCUAACCAAGCUGGACCGGCUGGUUGUGAGUUCUUUAGAAGCCCUGGAAAGCUGCUUUGCUGUUGGCCCAAUCAUCGAGAAGGAGAGAAACAAGAAUGCAGCUCAGGAGCUGGCCACUCUGCUGCUGUCCCUGCCAGCGCCUGCCAGUGUCCAGCAGCAGUCCAAGAGCCUUCUGGCCAGCCUGCACACCAGCCGCUCAGCCUAUCACAGCCACAAGGAUCAGGCCUUGCUGAGCAAAGCUGUGCAGUGUCUCAACACAUCCAGCAAAGAAGGCAAGGAUUUGGACCCUGAGGUCUUCCAGAGGCUGGUGAUCACAGCUCGCUCCAUUGCCAUCAUGCGCCCUAACAACCUUGUCCACUUUACGGAGUCAAAGCUGCCCCAGAUGGAAACAGACUGUUUUUUUCCUAGAUGUGCCUGCUGGAGUCUAGGGAUAGUUGGCAUAUUGACUGGGGCCCCACUUGAAACUCCCUCCCCAGAAGGAGCGGAUGAGGGGAGAGAACCUCAGAAGCAGUUGGAGGGAGACUGCUGUAGUUUCAUCACCCAGCUGGUGAACCACUUCUGGAAACUCCAUGCAUCCAAACCCAAGAAUGCCUUCUUGGCACCUGCCUGCCUGCCAGGCCUAACUCAUAUUGAAGCUACCGUUAAUGCUCUGGUAGACAUUAUCCAUGGCUACUGUACCUGUGAGCUGGACUGUAUUAAUACAGCAUCCAAGAUAUACAUGCAGAUGCUAUUGUGUCCUGAUCCUGCUGUGAGCUUCUCUUGUAAACAAGCUCUAAUUCGAGUCCUAAGGCCGAGGAACAAGCGGAGACAUGUGACAUUGCCCUCCUCCCCUCGAAGCAACACUCCAAUGGGAGACAAGGAUGAUGAUGAUGAUGAUGACGCAGAUGAGAAAAUGCAGUCGUCAGGGAUCCCGAAUGGUGGUCAUAUCCGUCAGGAAAGCCAGGAACAGAGUGAGGUGGACCAUGGAGACUUUGAGAUGGUGUCUGAGUCGAUGGUCCUGGAGACAGCUGAAAAUGUCAACAAUGGCAACCCCUCUCCCCUGGAGGCCCUGCUGGCAGGCGCAGAGGGCUUCCCCCCCAUGCUGGACAUCCCGCCUGAUGCAGAUGACGAGACCAUGGUUGAACUAGCCAUUGCCCUGAGCCUGCAGCAGGACCAGCAAGGCAGCAGCAGCAGUGCCCUGGGCCUGCAGAGCCUGGGGCUGUCCGGCCAGGCACCCAGCUCUUCCUCUCUGGACGCAGGAACCCUCUCUGACACCACAGCAUCAGCUCCAGCCUCAGACGACGAGGGCAGCACAGCAGCAACUGAUGGUUCCACCCUUCGGACCUCCCCUGCUGACCACGGUGGUAGUGUGGGCUCCGAGAGCGGGGGAAGUGCAGUGGACUCGGUGGCUGGCGAGCACAGUGUAUCUGGCCGGAGCAGUGCUUAUGGUGAUGCCACAGCAGAGGGGCAUCCGGCUGGACCAGGAAGUGUCAGUUCAAGCACUGGUGCCAUCAGCACCACCACCGGACAUCAGGAAGGAGAUGGCUCCGAGGGAGAAGGAGAAGGGGAAGGAGAAGGAGAUGUCCACGCUAGCAACAGGCUGCACAUGGUCCGUCUGAUGCUGUUGGAGAGACUACUGCAAACUUUGCCCCAGUUACGAAGUGUUGGAGGUGUCCGGGCCAUUCCAUACAUGCAGGUCAUUCUGAUGCUUACUACAGAUCUGGAUGGAGAAGAUGAGAAAGACAAGGGGGCCCUGGACAACCUGCUCUCCCAGCUUAUUGCUGAACUGGGCAUGGAUAAGAAGGAUGUCUCCAAGAAGAACGAACGCAGUGCCCUGAAUGAGGUCCACCUGGUGGUGAUGAGACUCCUGAGUGUCUUCAUGUCCAGGACCAAAUCCGGAUCCAAGUCUUCCAUAUGCGAGUCAUCUUCCCUCAUCUCCAGUGCCACAGCAGCAGCCCUGCUGAGCUCUGGCGCUGUGGACUACUGCCUGCACGUGCUCAAGUCCCUGCUGGAGUACUGGAAGAGCCAGCAGAACGAUGAGGAACCCGUGGCUACCAGCCAGCUGCUGAAACCACAUACUACGUCAUCCCCACCCGACAUGAGCCCAUUCUUCCUCCGCCAGUAUGUGAAGGUGAGGUCCUUCCCCGGGCCGUGAACCACUCCUGUCCCUCAUCUAGGGCACUGUCCUCUUCAGUCUCAGUGAGUAGCGCUGAAGGAGCCGAGGAUGUCACAUACUCCCCCUGCUGUUACAGGAUGCCCUAGUUUGGAAGAUGGGCUUUCUGGUCAGGUGAGUCCGGGAACAUGGCCCUCGGGAACAGGUGUUCCCACUUAGCCAGCCAUGAAGCUUGGAGAAGUUCUAUCUAACCUUAGUAAGCCUCAGUUUGCACACCUGGAAAACGAGCAUACACAUAGUAUCUGCUUUAUAGAGUUGUUGUGAGCGUUGGAUGAGGUGAUGUUCGUAAAGCGCAGUGCCUAGCACAUACCAGUGCUCAAUAAAUGUUCAUUAUUAUUACCAUUUCUGUUCCAUUUGAGUCCAUGUAGUGGAGCAAGAUGGCCUGGGGUAGCUGUGCUUCUUAUUGCAUACUCAGGACUGCUUCGAAUAGUAUGGGAGUAUAACAGGGCAAAAAUUGUGAAUCUGAUCAUGUCCUUCUCUUUGUAUAACCUUCUAGUGGUUUUCCAUAACUUCUCAGCCAAAAAGUUCUUUGCUGAUCUAGCUAUCUACUUAACGCUCUACUUUAUCAACUAUAACACCCCUACAUGCAGCCCUGCUAAUCUGUGCCUCUCUCCCAAUGUACACGCUGUCCCUUCAG